Messenger RNA from Vitrella brassicaformis, 1325 nucleotides. The record is from the annotation of a GenBank genome assembly. NCBI's taxonomy places the organism in Eukaryota, Vitrellaceae.
GGGGAAAUGAGUCGACGGUGGAGAACGAAGGUAUGUAAUGACUCCACAGAUGUACCUGCUCUUUGCCUGGGCAGCGACGUCUGCCAGAUCUUUCCAUCAGCAUCGUCAGCUGUGCUUCAUCAAUCUGUCCUGUUCCUCCUGGCUUUGCGCAGGAGGCUUCUGAGGCAGCUGCCGCCGUGACAGGACAAGAAGAGCCGCCGGCAGCACACGAGAGUGCAAGACGGGCGGACAUGCGGCAUAUAUUCAUCACUGGCCAGCCUGGCACUGGUGAGUCAGGGGCAGACAGCAGCAUUCACGGUGCAUUGAAGUACGUCAUUUGUGUGGCUGUACGUGUUGUUCGAUGCAGGCAAGACGACCAUGGUGCAGCGCUGCUGGCAGCGCCUGAUCGACGAGCAAGUCGUCUCGCCUUCCUUUGUGCGAGGGUUCUUCACUGAGGAGUGCAGGCAGGGCGGCACGCGAAUCGGCUUCGAUGUCGUCACGGCUGACGCAAGACGAGCGCCCCUCGCAAGACUGGGCAAUACCAAACCGACCGUCGGCAAAUACUGUAAGUGAACACGGGCAGAAUGAUGCUGACUCAACAAGACAUGUGUGCCUGUGUGCCUGUGUGUCUGCUGCAGCUGUUGAUGUGGGCAGCUUCGAGGCGCUGGCGCUGCCCGAGUUGGAGUCCGUCACCUCUCUGACGGGUGUGUCAGCAGAAGCACCCACGCUGCUGGUAGGCCAGGCCACGUCAGCGAACACCCCAUAUACGGUUUGCAUCCCUCCCAUGCACACCAGUGUUUUUGUGUGGGUCAGCUGUUGGAUGAGAUAGGCAAAAUGGAGCUGCACUCGUCGCUGUUUUGGCCGGCUGUGAAGACAGCGCUCGACUCGUCGGUACCUACACUUGGCACCGUGCCCAUGCCACGAUACGGACACACCAUCGCAGAGGUGGGCGGCAAGAGCACGACACACCAGUGUUAGGAGAAUCACACGCCAAUGGCUCUUCCCUCUGUCAGGUUGAGUCUGUCAAGAGCCGUGACGACGUCGUGCUAUACAAACUGACCAAAGAGAACCGGUAGGCCGGCGGCUGAUGUGUGAGUUGUUGCCUGACAGCAUUCUCUUUGCUGUUUGGUUGCUGGCUGUAUGUAGGGAUGCAAUGUUUGACGAGAUCUACGAGAUGGUCAAGAGUCAGAUUGUGGCGACCAAGUAAUACUGAUGCGCGGUGCAAAUGGAAGGUGUGUGUAGAAGCCUUCCCUGCGUGGCUCUGUACAUAGUGAGGGAGGGAGUGCAUCCGACGCUUGGAAGGACGUAUGUAUUUGUCGCACAGAUGGAUUGAAGGAAUAGUGUGG